Messenger RNA from Menidia menidia (Atlantic silverside), 1203 nucleotides. The record is from the annotation of a GenBank genome assembly. NCBI's taxonomy places the organism in Eukaryota, Metazoa, Chordata, Actinopteri, Atheriniformes, Atherinopsidae.
AUGGAGACGCACAUUUCGUGCCUCUUCCCGGAAAUUUUGGCCAUGAUUUUCAGUUAUCUGGACGUGAGGGACAAAGGCAGGGUGGCCCAAGUGUGCAUAGCUUGGAGAGAUGCGUCCUACCACAAGUCAGUGUGGAGGGGGGUUGAGGCCAAGUUGCACCUCCGCCGGGCGAAUCCCUCCUUGUUCCCCAGCCUCCAGGCCAGGGGCAUCCGGAGGGUCCAGAUACUGUCGCUACGCCGCAGCCUCAGCUAUGUCAUCCAGGGAAUGCCUAACAUAGAGUCCCUCAAUCUGUCUGGCUGCUACAACCUCACAGAUAACGGGCUGGGUCAUGCUUUCGUCCAGGAGAUCCCGUCGCUGAGGGUCCUGAACCUCAGUCUGUGCAAGCAGAUCACCGACUCCAGCCUGGGCAGGAUUGCCCAGUAUCUGAAGAACCUGGAGGUGCUGGAACUUGGCGGCUGCAGCAACAUCACCAACACUGGGCUUCUCUUGAUCGCGUGGGGCCUCCACAGACUCAAGAGCCUCAAUCUGAGGUCCUGCAGGCAUGUCUCAGAUGUGGGGAUCGGACAUUUGGCCGGCAUGACCCGAAGCGCCGCGGAGGGCUGCCUGAACCUGGAGUACCUGACUCUGCAGGACUGUCAGAAGCUGACGGACCUGUCACUCAAACACAUAUCCAAGGGUCUGGCCAAGCUGCGCGUGCUGAACCUGAGCUUCUGUGGGGGGAUCUCGGACGCCGGGAUGAUCCACCUCUCCCACAUGGGCUCCCUGUGGAGCCUCAACCUGCGCUCCUGCGACAACAUCAGCGACACGGGCACCAUGCACCUCGCCAUGGGCACCCUCAGGCUCUCUGGACUUGACGUCUCUUUCUGUGACAAGAUUGGAGACCAGACUCUGGCGUACAUCGCCCAGGGGCUGUACCAGCUCAAGUCCCUGUCCCUGUGCUCCUGCCACAUCUCUGACGAUGGGAUAAACCGCAUGGUGAGGCAGAUGCACGAGCUGAGGACCCUGAACAUUGGACAGUGCGUGCGCAUCACGGACAAAGGGCUGGAGCUCAUAGCGGACCACCUCACCCAGCUGGUGGGCAUCGACCUGUAUGGAUGUACCAAGAUCACCAAAAGGGGACUGGAGAGGAUCACGCAGCUCCCCUGCCUUAAAGUGUUGAACCUGGGACUCUGGCAGAUGACAGAGAGUGAGAAAGUGAGGUGA